Molecule: messenger RNA, 4368 nt
Organism: Megalobrama amblycephala (Wuchang bream)
Lineage: Eukaryota; Metazoa; Chordata; Actinopteri; Cypriniformes; Xenocyprididae
Gene: nfe2l1a
Product: nfe2 like bZIP transcription factor 1a
Exons: 6
Coding region: 181-2364 (727 amino acids)
Biological process (GO): regulation of transcription by RNA polymerase II
Cellular component (GO): nucleus
Molecular function (GO): RNA polymerase II cis-regulatory region sequence-specific DNA binding; DNA-binding transcription factor activity, RNA polymerase II-specific
Source: RefSeq, a predicted model, not a curated record
AGACCAUUACUUUCCACCACUUACUUCUGCCCCAUAAAUACACUCGCACACUGUUAUAGAGCAUGUGAAGUUGUGUGAUUCAGAUCAUCCAAGAGGAGUGUCCUGCUCUCACGCCUUUCUGUAGUGACCAAGAGAACUCAGACAAGAGAGCUUUGAAAGCUCCUGGCACUGGUUUGGGCCAUGCCGGACCUGAAGAAGUACUUCAUCGAGGGCCUGAUUCAAGUGGCUAUUCUUCUCAGUCUGUCCGGGAUGCGUGUAGGUGUGGAUCCCUACCUGCCCCCUCUUAGCGAAAUCAUUCAGGGCCCAAGUUUAGCUCUAACUCAGACUCAAUUCCACAAUCUGCGAAACAUCCUGGAUGGAUACAACCUGCACCCAAAAAGCAUAGACCUAGAUGGGUUCUUCACAGCCCGCAGGCUUCUGAGUUGGGUACGUUCCCUAGACCGUCUGCAGGUGCCAGCGGCAGAGUUAGAAGCCUGGUUGGUCCACAGCGAGCCUGACAAUGGAGUCUCCAUUCCAGGUCAAGUGGGUCUCCUUGAGGAAGCUGGAGGACUUGAAGAUGUGGAAGAUCCCUCAGAGCUAAGCAUGAGGUUGGGAAAUGGAGGAGAAAUGGGUUAUGACGUACUUGAGGACCAAACCCUUGGACCUUUGGGGCACAUGCCAAGAAACAUCAACCAUUCAGACGAUGAUGAACUCAUUAAAGAGGAGGGAGAUGGUAUGUCUUUCGCCGGGGCGCAAGAACCUCAGCAAAAUGUCCACCAGGAGCAGUUGGAAAAUGCAAGAACACAACCUCUCAGCUUGUUUAAUGAGGAAGAAGAGGAUGAAUUCAUGGUGGACAGCUGGAGAAAUACAAAUCCAUUUCACAACCAGAUGUUUGGAGAGGAUGUACAGUUGUCAGGUGUAAGGGAAGACACUUCUCUUUCCAUUGAAGAGUGCUUGCAUCUCAUCGAUGCCAACUUCCCCUCAGAAGAGGAUCCAGAGUUGACAGGUCCUGGUUUACAGAAUGUAGGAGAACAUACACUUCAGUUUCAGAGGCCACUCAUCUCACCCUUGUUGCCUGAACAGGAAUCCGCAUUUACCUUAGAGCAACAGUGGCAAGAUGUUUUGUCCAUCAUGGAGUCACAGGACAUGGAUAUAGCCGAAACAACAGGCGAUUCCCCCGUCAAUACAAGUGAUUCAGACAGAAAUACUGGAUCCAUGGACAGCUUUAUUCAUCAGGAUGUUAGCCUUCACCAAGCCACUCUACCAAGAUCCACCGAAGCACAAAACAGCGUCACCAUGGAAGAAACCUGUCGGAUUAACAACUACUCCGUGCCAAACGUCAACUUGGACACCUCUGCUAAUGUAGAAGCUUUUGAAGACUCUGAUAUCAUAGACCUCCUUACUGGGACUUGCCUGCCAAGCCCAUUAGAUCCUCUGCUGGAGGAAGCCAUGCUUGAUGAGAUUGGACUAAUGGAUUUGGCCUUGGAAGAACCUAGCCAGGCACAAUUUGAAGAGCAAAACCAAGCAGAUUCUGACUCUGGUUUAUCCCUGGACUAUAGCCAAAGCCUUACCUCCCCUAGUGGAUCUGAAUCUUCCAGUUCCUCAUCAUCUUCUUCAUGCUCUUCAUCACCUUCCAGCCCAACCACUAGUUUGAUGCCCGAGGAAGGUGCCGUGGGCUACACCCAUAUCAAGGAGGAGGAGGAUGAUGAUGGAGCUGUGGGUGGCUUCAUGCCAGAACAAACCAAAAUGUGUCAGUCAAGUUUUUUGGAAGCCAGGCAGUUCCAUCGUCUUCCUUGGCUCGAACACAUCGGACACGAUCAUACCUACAACCAACCUCAAAUCCAGAAGAAACCUCCAAAAGAUCCCUUCGAUGAGUUGAAAGAGAAAGCGCUGGAGCAUCUGUCCAGCCGGGAUGAGAAACGUGCACGUUCGUUGAAUAUCCCGUUAUCCAACGAAAGCAUCGUAAACUCGCCCGUUGAGGAGUUUAAUCGUUUGCUAGCAAAAUAUCAUCUCAACGAGGCUCAGCUCACGCUCAUCAGAGACAUUCGCCGCAGGGGUAAAAACAAAAUGGCUGCUCAGAACUGUCGUCGAAGGAAGCUAGAUGUCCUAGUGGGAUUGGAGCGUAAUGUGGAUAGUCUGCGACGCCUCCGGAUCAGACUGCUUAGGGAAAAGUCUGAGAUCUUGUGCUCCAUCAGGGAGAUUAAGCAGCUUCUUAAUAGCCUGUAUCAAGAGGUAUAUGAGAGACUUAGGGAGGAACAGGGACUGCUCUACUCUGACAACAACUUUACUUUGCAGGAAGACUGCACCAGCCCCGUAACAUCACAACGCAGAUCAAAUUCACACUCCAGACGCAAACUUAGCAAGAGACAAAAACGCAAGAAGUGAGGAGGACUCUGCAAUGAGCUGAUGUUGAUUAGUUCUACAUGUCCACCUGCUGGUUUUCCACAGUCCAAAGGGAAUUUGCACCAAGUAGGGUAUUUUUACCGAAGAGAAGAUACUGUGUAGGCACAUAAUACAACUUGACCGAAAUUGAAGAUUUGAUGUUAAUUUAAAGGGCAAUGCGAGUUUCCUUGACUUUUGACGUAAAAGACAUUUAAAUAUACUCUAAAAACAGAGUAACAGGCAGCAAACUUGCAGUUUGUGCCUGAGGCUGAGUCUAGCCAGAGAAAGCACUCUAAGCUGUAGCCGAUAUUACAUGAAAAACAGGCGUUUCUUAAAAGGCACAGCAGUAAAUAAUAGACAGUUUAUUUCUAAGGGCCACAGAGAGGGUGGAAAAUGGCCAAAAAAGCUAAAAUAUGACUUUAACAACACCUUUUAAGUCAAAAUGAAAUCAAAAUGGACAUUAUGAAUAUUGCAGUUUAUCGAUUAUUUAUGAAUGUAUUAUGAUUUAUCUGUGCACGUGAUGACGUGUGCAAGGGCAGGACAAAAAUCUCUCCUUUCCAGCAACCUGUCACAGACUUGCAUGAGAUUACAGCAAUUAGCAAACAAAAAACGAUUCCCAAUAGAGAAAGUCCAAUUUUUCUUGCUUCGUUUCACUUGGAUGUCACAAUAGAGAAGAAAAGACAAUCAUGCUGACUUUAAGAACCAAACUGGGCUACAAAAACAUCAGGAGUAUCGGAAAUCGUUCCCAAAAACCAGUAAAAUAAUCCUAUGUUAGAAUGGCAAUUGUGUUUGGAAUUAUGCUUGGAAUCCAAGUAUUGAAACAAAAUUAAUGCAUUUUAAAUAUUGCUAACUGGUUUAAUAAAAGUGUUGGUUUGCCAUCUCAUUAUAGGGAACACCAUACAAUGUACAUUUAAUUUUGAGCUCAAUUAACAUUAACUAGAUUACAAGGCUGUAACGUUUAAGGAUUUGUGACCCACCAUGUUUUGAGUGAACUGGAAUUCUGUCCUUGAGUUUGUGUGGUUUAUUUGAGAUUGUAUUGCUGGAAGUAAUUGAUGAAAUGGUAAAAUACCAGUUCUGUAUUUGAUUUCAUUAAUAAUUUUGAAAUAACUUGUAAAUAAUUUAAACCUUUUUAUAUUCAAUUGUUUAUAUACCUUGUGUUAAAUAUUUUGCAGUGAAUUUAAGUUCUUCGUGACAAGCUCUUUUGUUUUAAUUAAAAGCUAUUUAUUGUCCUUAACUUUCAAUUUCUUUUCUAAUAUGACAAAAUACAUUUUUAAACAACAUUUCUUAAAAUAAGUAUAGAUCAAAACACACAAUUAAUAAAAAAGGUUUAAUGAACAAAUAGUCUCCCCCUUGAAAAAGUGAAAAUUAAAGAAAGUAACAUGCUUCAAACAGUACACUUUAAAAGAGAAAACAGACAAUCAGAGAGGAAUAUAAAGCAGUCACAUUACUGAUUGUGUACCACUAAAAGUACUUCAGACUUCUCUGGUACGCAGCAGAAGAGUAUGCCACUAUUAAUACCAUAUUUAGCGAAAAAACGUAUCCAGUGAUCCAAGCACUAUUUUAGCCAACGCAAAAACAUUUUGAAGAGAUUCAUUACGUUUUAAAAUUAAUAUUACCAUAACUAACAUGUUUAUGCUGGUGCAAAGGUGGUACUAAGAGACCUGAUCUGUAGCAUGGUAAACUCGGUGAGCUUUUUUUAUGAUAAAAAAGAUGCAAUUAAGCUGUGUAGUACAUUCUAAUUCUUGAGCACCACCAAAGAAUUGAGUAAAACAGCAAAAAAAGCAAACUUUUCAUCAAUGUUAUCUAAAGUAUUUCCAAAGCCUGUUCUGGCACUCCUUGAUCAGCCUAUAAAACUCGAAAGUUCAGCCUGAGAAGCUGGAAUAUAAAGAGCACAUCUCCUCUUCACACAGUAAUGCAACUGAUAAAAUACACUGACAGCUAACAGUUAAAAAUAAAAAUGUUUAUAUAAGAUUAUGGGAAAUGCAGUUUACUAAGCUUAGAAAUAAU